GAAGGGCUGGAGUUGUGGAGAGAGGACUGGGAUAACGUUGAACGAGACUGGGAAUGCCAGCUCAGCAACUAAACAACCUGCCUUCUUUCUUACGCCAUUAACACCAACAGUAACUGACGAUUCUGUGGAUUAGGGUUUCAUAUUCAAUCCCUUUUCUUACAUGCAUAUUUGUUUUCCUAAUAAAUAGUUUGUGGGUUUGUUGAGAUUGGGAAUGAAGAUUAUGAAGGUGAAGGGAUUUUGAUGGAUUGACUUUGAUUCAAAUAAAAGUGCCUAGAAUUUUUUUGAAUUUUGUGUUUUAACUUUUGGGCCUCUGAUUUCAAUAUAUAUAUAUAUAUAUUUUUGAAGGUGUAGGUGGUAAUAAAUUUGAGGUUUAGAUCCAUUUGUUGGUGGUUAAUUUUUAGACUUUGACAUAAAAACAAGAGCUGAAAGAUUUCUAUUUGACAAUUGUCUUUUGUGAUUUUGAAACUUGGCUAGAAUUUGGAGUUUCAAAUGUAUUUUUGUUGAUGGGUUCUGCUUCGAUUUUCGUUCAGAAAUAGUCGCUGAAGUGUUUGCUGUGGGUUUGGCAAAAAAAGAAGCACAAUUUUUAGAGCUUCGGAUCCGUUUGUUCUUGGGUUUUGUGUAGACUUUGUAUUCAAUCACUCCUUGAAGUAGCGGAAAAAUUGGUAUUUGAAAAUGAAGGAAGAAACACUUUUUGGUGACCAGUCUUGUGUGAAAGAGCUGAAAUUAGAAGAUGAUGAGGAAGAGUUUCGGAGCUGUUGCGAAGACGAGGAUGAAUUAAAGGGGAGGGAAGAACCGUCAAAGGAAGAUUUGAAAUACGAUGAAUUUUCGGUGAAGAUGUUCUUCAAGGGUGUAUCAAUAGCUCAUGUUGGAGAGUCUGGUUCUGGGAUUUCUGGAAUUGGGGUUGUUUUGGAAAGAUCAGCUAAUUUUGCUGUUAUUCAAGUUCAGAAAAAGCUUGAUUUCUAUGUGGAGGAGUCUGUGGCGGACUAUUUAGCUUUGAUGGAUGGUCUAUUGGAGGCUGUCCGCAACAAGAUUAGGCGGGUUUUUGCUUUCACAGACUCUGAGGCCUUAUAUGAUCAGAUUAUGCAUGAGAGUCUUGAGAAUCCGCUUCUUGUAGCAUUGAGGCAAAGGAUCCUAGAACAUGCCAAUGGUCUGGACACCUUUCUUCUGAGAAUUGUUCCCAGUUUUGAUAUGAAGAAGCCAUUACACUUGGCCCGUGUGGCAAUUGGGAUGGUCUCUUUUCAAUCUAAGGAAGAUGAAUCAUUUGAAGAAUGCUCCAUCUGUUGUGAGGAGAAGCCACCGCCAAUGAUGUUCACAUUCAAAUGUAACCACAAGUUCUGUUCCGAUUGUAUGAAAACCUAUGUUGAUGGAAAAGUACAGUCCUCUCAAGUCCUUCUGAGAUGCCCUCAGUUGAGAUGCAAAUAUUUAAUCACCUCCAUGGAAUGCAGAUCUUUUCUUCCGGUUAACUCCUAUGAAGCAUUAGAGAGAGCCCUUGCAGAAGCAAAUGUUCUCAACUCAAAUAAAGUUUACUGCCCAUUUCCUAAUUGUUCGGUCCUCCUUGACCCUCGUGAAUGCUUGUCAAGCAGGGCUAGUUCAUCAAGCCAACCAGACAACAGCUGUGUGGAGUGCCCAGUUUGCCAGCAAUUUAUUUGUAUAGAAUGUGGGGUCCCCUGGCAUUCUUCAAUGAGCUGUGAGGAGUAUCAAAACCUCCCGUUGGAGGAGAGGGAUGCUGGAGACAUUACUUUGCAUCGUCUAGCACAAAAUAAAAGGUGGAUGCGUUGCCAGCAGUGCAGGGGGAUGAUUGAGCUUUUACAUGGCCGCUACCACAUGACCUGCUGGUGUGGCCAAGAGUUCUGUUAUUCCUGUGGUGCUGAAUAUCAGGAUGGCCAACAGACAUGUCUAUGUGCAUUCUGGGAGGAAGAGAACUCUGACAAUUUGCUCAUUGAGCCUACGCAAGAUUCUGAACAAUGGGCAUGGAAUUCCUUUGAUUCAUUCCCCAUGAUUACAGAUACUUACUCAGAUCAGGAGAGAUCACAACUGGCACUGAUCCAGAGAUUUCUUGCUGGGGGUUUCAGCCUGGGUGACCAUCACACUUCCCAAUCUCCGCCUCGCUGUGCAGAUUCGUAUGUCGAUCCAAUGAAGGAUCUCCAUCAGCUUCCUUGGCUCGAAAGGUUUGUCUCUGUGAUAAGUGAUAACUACUAUGAAGACUAUAUCCAAUGAAGCAGACAUAUGAAUGCUUCAUGUUCUGGAGAAUGGAAAAUGUUUGAAAGGGGAUGGAAAAAGUUUCUCACUCUCACUCCAAUUUCAACUUUAGUAAGCGUGGAAAAUGUGCACUACUUCUGCUAUGCAGUUUUCAUUAAAUUAUUUAUGUAAUCUGUCAUUCCUUGCGUAAUGGUAAGGAAAUGUAUGAUGAUAUAUUUCUUCUGGAAAGGAAAAUGUAGGGAGAGAAGAAAAAACAUAUAUUUGAUCAACAAAUUGAAAGUGAAAUAAACAUGGUCCUCCGUGUGUAUGUGUGAUGCAAAUGCACAUAUCAAAGGAAGGAUGGUUUGCAGUUGUAGAGAACGUGACAGUAUGUUUCAAUUGAGCUCAUUCCUCAUUCCAUGUAGAGGACACUUUUGUUAA
This is a messenger RNA of Cornus florida, 2619 nucleotides long. Its product is annotated as E3 ubiquitin-protein ligase RSL1-like. The transcript is spliced from 3 exons. Gene Ontology annotation, molecular function: zinc ion binding; RNA-DNA hybrid ribonuclease activity; nucleic acid binding. Bases 673 to 2217 code for a protein of 514 amino acids. The record is from RefSeq and is a predicted model, not a curated record. Lineage: Eukaryota; Viridiplantae; Streptophyta; Magnoliopsida; Cornales; Cornaceae. Gene Ontology annotation, biological process: positive regulation of proteasomal ubiquitin-dependent protein catabolic process; ubiquitin-dependent protein catabolic process; protein polyubiquitination. Gene Ontology annotation, cellular component: cytoplasm; ubiquitin ligase complex.